UCAGAGCACUCCGCGAUUCUAACCUGAAAAAAACAGUUUUGUGUUAUUUGUGUUGUUGGUGUUAUUACAACAUUGACAAUUAAACGCACUUUGCUCUUUUAUUGAAUAGUAUAUCUAAACAUGCAUGUUUGAGUUUCUGAAUAAUUUAUAUUGAUUUUUAAUAUUAUUAAUUGUGCAAAAAAAUGGGAAACAGUUCCAGUUUAUUGUUGCGGGAGGAGGAAAUUGCUCAAAUUCAGGAAGCAACUGGAUUUACUCCGAAUCAAAUUGAACGUCUCUACAGUCGAUUUACAAGUCUUGAUCGUGGAGAUUGUGGAACAUUGAGUCGAGAGGACUUUUUGAGAAUACCGGAAUUGGCAAUAAAUCCCUUGGGUGAUAGAAUUGUUAAUGCAUUCUUCGAUGAAAGCGGCAAUGAUCGGGUUAAUUUCCUUCAAUUUAUGCAAGUGCUUUCUCACUUUAGGCCUAUUAAGAAGAAUAGUCCUAAUCGUUUAAAUUGCAGACAGGAAAAACUGAGAUUUGCAUUUAAAAUGUACGAUCUGGACAAUGACGAUUUAAUUUCAAAAGAGGAACUAUUGGCUAUUUUACACAUGAUGGUUGGGGCGAAUAUAAGUGAGGAACAAUUAACGAGUAUUGCAGAGCGUACAAUUUUGGAGGCAGAUGAAAAUGGCGAUGGAAUGAUAUCGUUUGAAGAAUUUUGUAAGGCACUGGAAAGAACGGACGUCGAGCAAAAGAUGUCUAUUCGAUUUCUCAGUUAAAUUAAAAUUUUAUUUAUUAAAAUUCUGGUCAAGUGGAAAAAAUUUUUAGAACAUCUUGUUUUGAAUUUAAAUCCAUAAAAGCAAUUGGGUAAAUUAUUUUUUCCCGAUUGGCCAAAUCAAAAAUAAGUUCUAAAUUAACGAGCAAUAAAUUAAUUGCAAGCUUCUCCCAAAAAAAAAAUUAAUAUAAAAAGCAUUUUUUGUUUGUAAAGAGAAAAUUAAUAGACGAAUGUAUUUAAAAUACAUUCGAAUUAUUAUUUAUUAAAAGUGACCUUGUGUUUCUAUAAUGUAGUUAUGUAAAAUAUUAUUUUUGGUAUUGAAACAACAAUACCAUAAGUGUGUAAAAAAUGGUUAAAGUUUGUGAAAUAUAAAAAUAAAUAUAAUAAAUUAAAGUAUCAAA
Leptopilina heterotoma is the source of this 1149-nucleotide messenger RNA. It is a transcript of the gene elm, whose product is annotated as calcineurin B homologous protein 1. Bases 183 to 752 code for a protein of 189 amino acids. Gene Ontology annotation, molecular function: calcium ion binding. The transcript has 4 exons. The record is from RefSeq and is a predicted model, not a curated record. NCBI's taxonomy places the organism in Eukaryota, Metazoa, Arthropoda, Insecta, Hymenoptera, Figitidae.